AUCAGUAUUUCCCAGGUGAGCCACGCAGGUGUUAAGCGUCAGGUGAGAAGCCAUGUGUGACAAGGUGGAGGUGAAUUUAACCGGAGUGAGACAGAGCCAAGGCGUGUGGCUGGUUAAGGUUCCCAAGUAUUUAUCUCAGCAAUGGGACAAAGCUACUGAAAAGGGGGACGUUGGGAAGAUCACCAUCAGGAAGAAACAAGGUAAAACAGAGGUGAGCUUCAGCCUGAAAGAGGAGCUUGCUGCUGUGGGAGCUGUGGGGGAGAAGGAUGCAGGAUCGCUGCAGGUCCCAAAGGAGUAUCCCUUCACGAUGCACACAGUGGGUGGACAGACCCUGGGUGUCUUCAGCCAGAGCGAAGCAGAUGGAAUCAGUCUGGAGGGGAUGGUGGUGCACAGAGCUGAAUGUCGACCUGUCGUCUCUGAUAACUACAUGAAGAUUAAAAGGCUGCAGAUCGAGUCCGUCAAGCCUCAGCGUUUUUCCCAGCAGCUGGACAAGGCUGUCACCACCACCUUCAAGCCUGUAGCGAACCACGACUUCAAUGUGGAGUACAAGAAAAAGAAGAAGUCCGAGGGGAAGAUGGUGAGGGCUGAGCGGCAGGUGGUGUUGGACAUGCUCUUCGCUGCCUUUGAGAAGCACCAGUAUUACAGCUUCAAGGAGCUGGUGGACAUCACCAAACAGCCCGUGACCUACCUAAAGGAAAUCGUGAGGGAAAUCGGGACAUGCAAUCGCAAGGGAGCGCACAAAAGCACCUGGGAACUGAAGCCAGAGUAUCGACUCCAUCAUUCUGGUGAGGAAGAGGAGGAGAAGCAGAACACCUAGAGCCAUUGAUGGUUCUGCGAGGCUCAUCAAAUGUGACAGAAAAUAAACUGACACUUAAUCCUUUUUGUUAGAAUUUGUUUUAUGUUGAUAUUUUACUAGAUUCAAGCAUUAUGUUUCAUGAUAGAGUUCAGGUAUCCUGAGUUAUUUGGUGUCUGUGAAAAUUAUUAAAAAAAGCUGGCAAAUCUGAAGUCAUUUUGGCUGGAUCUGUUGGAAAACAGUAGUUGGAAAAUGUUCUGUCUUUUUUGGGCUAUUAUUUUCCUGCAGUAGGCACUUCUCAGGGAACAAAAACAUAAGUGGAACUAACAACAACAACAGCAGCAGCAGCAGUAGUUCUGUUCCAGAGGGUUCUCCAAAGCUGUGUUGCAAUUAAUCAGACAAAAUAGUCACACUUCACAACUGCAGAGCUGAAGAAAACAAUGAUUCAAGCGCCAAGUGGCUUCAGUCAUGGUUCAACUCUACCACUGUUACUAUGGCAACAGCCUUAAACUACAUCUUCAUUAAACCACACAGGGCUGAGGUGUGUGUGUGUGUGUGUAGUCAGUGGGUGUCCAGUUGUCAAAUGGCAAACGCCUGAUUAGGAUGAGAUCAAAGUCGAGUUCAGCCUCUCUCCUGAUUUACCCUCAUAAUUAGCCUUAAUAUUAGGAGACGAUAAGUCCCACAUGUACACAGUGAUGGUUUAGUGAGACAACAGUUAAAUCUCAAAUGAACUAAACCACUGCUGCCUCUUGUAUGAGCUGAAUACCCACAAGUUCUCAACAGAAAACACAUGACAGGUACUAUGGUGUGAUGUAUUUUCACAACCCACAUGUUUCUUUACCGUUUCAUUAACUUAUGUCGAGGCGUACAAUUACACAUCACCCCCCUCAUCCUCUAAAACAGAGAAACACAUGGAGACAAGAUGGAAAAAAUAUUGGUGGUUCAUAUCGGCCCGAUUUUAUUUAUCGGACUGAUACCGAUAUGUAAAUAAAAGACUAACACCGGCCGAUACCGAUAUUGAUGCUGAUAUAUUGUCCAUCCCUACUUGAAACAGCCCUGAGCGUGGGAUGGUUUCAAGGUGAUCUGAAUUGUGUCAAAUAUAUAAAUAUUAGAUGCUUACAAAUUGUUUUAAAAGGUAACGAAUCUACUUGCAUUUUGUUUUUCAAGAGCUUUCAUUUCCUUUUUUACUUGAUUAUUUUCCUGUCUGUCUCUCUUCUUCCUGCAUCUCCUCUCAACUUUCAUCCACACCACCUCGUUUAAAAAAAUACUCUGUCCACACGUACCCGGAUAAAUACGUUGUUAAGGACAUGCCAGACCUGUAGGCGGCAGUACGUCCCCCGUUCUUAACCUCGUCCUUCGUCUGUGGUCUUCCGCAAGGAGCAGUAAUUCUGCUUGCAAAAACAAACAAGCUAAAAGCGCUUGGAAUAUUGAUAAAGCGAGCGCAGCUCUGAGGGCAUCCAUGAUGUCGGCUAGUGUAAACACAGGUCGCACACGUGAUGUCAGCAUGUUUUUGUCGCGGAAAGUGACGUUGCAGACCUUAAAACUCCGGUUUUGUCUGUCCACACGCAGACACCCAAAACGGAGAAAACGCAGAUCUUCACUUUGGCCGGAGUUUUUAAAAAGAUCCGUUUUCGUUUGGAUGACAGGCCAAAACGUAGAAAAAUAUCUACGUUUUGGCAGAUCCCCGGCUACGUGUGGACAGGGCCUUCGUCCUCCAGAAAAACUGCUGCCUGGCUAUCUACUUUUUCACCUCAUGAGUUACAUUUGAACUAAACUAGAUCAAAGGCAUCUACUGACUGAUGGGUAGAAACAGGAGGAGAUUUUUGGGCUCGCCCUGUGUACGUUGAGGGCUUCAGGGGAGCCUGACAACAUUUCAGGAGAAAUUAAUAUUAGGAAUACUCCAAACAACUCAAAUGAUGAGGGGGCAACCUUGUCGAUUUUCAAGAAACCCCUGAAGCCCAGCUCAUCAAAGAGCAUCUUCUAAUGGUAUUUUAGGUUUUGUUUGAAAAUAAGUCCAGGACUACAAAUGCUCUCACGAAAGUGACGUCAUCGAACCCGACACGGAGAAAACUGAGGAAAAAGGGCUGUAAAUUCAGCAAACUUCCCACAGUAGGAGAGAACCACCAUAAAUGUGGUCAUUUGGUAAGUAGCAGCUACGCUAGGGGAGAGGAGAUUAUGUGGUGAUGUCACAAAUGCGACGUGCCAAUUUCUGGUGUGUAGUCCUGCUAAUUACGAACUUUGACAAGCUGAUAAAUCUCAAAGUACGUGACUGGCGUGGUCAAAACACCCAUCAUUAGUUUUCAUUUAAAUUGCAGUACAACAUAUGUGCGAUCCAGGGCGUUAGGCAAAGCGGAUUAGAAAAUAACGUUUUUGGCCCCGUUGACUUGCUUUCAUUUUUUCAUUCUUCCGGGGACCCAUGGUGCAGAAGUGACUUAUGGGCCAUUCCCAUCUGUACCGGGUCGGCCCGGGCCGGGUAGCGUAGGUUGUUUACAUAUCUGGGUGGCCUGGUAUUUUUCCGGGCCAACCAAGGCUCAUUCUCAGCCCUCUUCUCGAGGGGGUCUGCUUCAGGCCGACCAGGGCCAACACACCCACUGCUGACAGCAAAUUCACACCUUCCAUUAGAGCAAGCCUCUGAUUGGUGGGUAGAAUCAGCCCACAUGGGCUUAAGACAAGGAUGUGUGGAAUGAACCGGGCCAGGCUGGGGCCGACUGGGGCUACCUGGCCCGGGCCGACCCGGUACAGAUGGGAAUGGCCCAUUAGGUUCCCUAUAGCAUGUGUCAUGAAAAACCAUGAAAAAGUGAUGGUUACAAAUAAUAGAGGGCGAUGGUGUCCUGCUGCCUGCAGAUAAAUGGAAGUGAUGCCACCAACAUCUGCAGUUGCUCUGACAAAGGUAGCAGCGGACACCGAAACAUGCCAGCAAACGUAGCUUUAUUGUGUGAUGAAGAACCACAAAAAAAAUAAAUAAAUACCGGCCAACACUUUUAGAAAGCUUUACUAUACCUUGUGUCAUGAAAAGGUGAUAAAAUAUUCGUACUAUAGCACGGGUCAUGAAAAUUAGUACAAAUGCAGGUGUCAUGUAUUUGAGUAAAAAAAAAGUCACUAAUAUAUUUUCAUGACACGAGCUAUAGUAUAACCUUGUAAAACCUCUAAUUUCCUCAAACUCAACGGCAAUAAAACUGAACUUCUUCUUGUUGGCACUAACUCCACCCUCUCAACAUCUGACAGCUUUUCUUUAACUAUUGACAGCGCCACAGUCUCCCCCUCACCUCACGUCAAGAGUCUGGGUGUCAUUCUCGACAGCUCACUUUCUUUUCAGGCUCAUAUUAAUAACUUAAUUCGGUCAGCAUACUUCCAUCUACGUUCCAUUAACCGUCUCCGUCCCUCACUGACCCCUCACACUGCCGCCAUUCUCGUCCACAGCCUCGUCACCUCCCGUAUCGACUAUUGCAAUUCACUUCUUUAUGGUCUUCCCAACAACUCCUUCAUAAACUGCAACUGGUCCAGAAUUCAGCAGCCCGUAUUAUCACCAGAACCCCUUCCUUUCACCACAUCACGCCGGUUCUCCAGCAGCUUCACUGGCUCCCAGUGAAAUUCAGGUCCAUCUUCAAAAUUCUCCUCCAUACCUUCAAAGCAAUCCACAACCUCUCUCCUCCAUAUAUCUCAGACCUUAUAAGUAUUCACACCCCGUCCCGUUCACUCAGAUCUUCUUCUUCCAUCCAUCUUGUGGUUCCUUCUGCCCGUCUCGCUACCAUGGGAGCAGAGCUUUCAGCCGCUCUGCUCCCCGUCUCUGGAACUCACUUCCCCCAGACAUCAGGAACAUCGACAUUUUUUCCCUUUUCAAAACAAAACUCAAAACACAUAUGUUUAAAUCUGCCUACAACCUCUGAUUUUAUUGAAAUGUUUCUCUCUGUUUUUUCUUCUUUGGGUUUUAUUAUUGUUUUAUUGUAUUUUAUUACGUGUUUUGUGUAAAGUGACCUUGGGUGUCCUGAAAGGCGCUUUUAAAUAAAAUGUAUUAUUAUUAUUAUUAUAAAACAAUUUCCAUGGAAAAACAAUUCUCAUUUCAGUUUACAAAUAUUUUCCAUGUUUGUAAUAAUAUAACCUAAUCUUAUUUUAAUUUACAAUUCAAUAUGACAAGUAAACAAGUUUCUAAUGACGUUUUUUUUUCCAGCUCUGAUUUUUCUGUGUAAACUCGGUUUUGGAUGAGAUGCAAUAAGAUUUGUUCUAUCUGUAAUAAACGCCUUUGCCACUAGAUGCCAGUGUUUCCUUUCUCAGAAUUUUUCAUUUUCUUUAGAUCCAUCUGCUUUGAAAGAAUUUUUAUAUUUUUCAGUCAUUAGAUAAAAAUUUAAAUGUGCUUGAAAGUUAUUCUUACUGAGAAAUGAACAUCGGUUGCUUUUUAUUUAAAUGCAUGUAUGGUUUUCUCAAGUUUUGGUUCAGAUACUGUUUGCAGCUUUUUGAGUCUGAAUUUUUCUCCUUUUGUUUGUUUCAAAUAAAAAUCUUGCAGCGA
Nothobranchius furzeri (turquoise killifish) is the source of this 5297-nucleotide messenger RNA. Its product is annotated as general transcription factor IIF subunit 2. NCBI's taxonomy places the organism in Eukaryota, Metazoa, Chordata, Actinopteri, Cyprinodontiformes, Nothobranchiidae. The record is from RefSeq and is a predicted model, not a curated record. Gene Ontology annotation, biological process: transcription initiation at RNA polymerase II promoter; transcription by RNA polymerase II. Gene Ontology annotation, cellular component: transcription factor TFIIF complex.